This is a messenger RNA of Angiostrongylus costaricensis, 480 nucleotides long. The record is from the annotation of a GenBank genome assembly. NCBI's taxonomy places the organism in Eukaryota, Metazoa, Nematoda, Chromadorea, Rhabditida, Metastrongylidae.
AUGGAAACACGCCGACGAAACAGCAUCUUUGAAAAUCAGGUCGACAAUGUGAUAUUGAUUUUUUGCAACAAUACAUAUUUCGUAUUGAGAUUGCUUUACUAUGUAACUUUUUAUACCAAACCCGAGUCCAUCCAAGGUCAUUUAGUCGGCCGUGGACUCGUAGUUGCUCAGAAUGACCAUCCGAAGAAACUUGAGGAAGGUUAUAGAUACGAGGAUGAAAGCAGCGAUAAAUUGAAUACCACCAAGAUGUCGGUAUCCGAGUUAAUUGAUCAAUUUGAAGAAACUGUGAAAAUCCGGCCCAUUAAGUACGAAGGUCGAAAAUCGCUGAAUCUACUGAUUCGUUGCAAAGAAGAUAUGCAGUCGCGUGAUGAUCCAGAUCAUCACUAUGGAAAUCGGCAGUACCACGAUGGGCCAAUAAAUUUCAAUGAAGAUGUACAAGUAUGUCGUAAACAACACUAUAAUGAAAACCACAAAGCCUGA